Molecule: messenger RNA, 4452 nt
Organism: Plasmodium malariae
Lineage: Eukaryota; Apicomplexa; Aconoidasida; Haemosporida; Plasmodiidae
Product: conserved Plasmodium protein, unknown function
Exons: 2
Coding region: 1-4452 (1483 amino acids)
Source: RefSeq, a predicted model, not a curated record
AUGAUAAGUGAUAAAAAAAAGAUAUACAAUGAAGACGGUUUAAGAUAUUUAAAGGUAUAUGCAAAUAUUUUGUUUAAAUAUACAGUGGAAGAAAAGGAAAAAGUGUCUGUGGAGCUAGCUUUAUUGUCAGAAAAAAUAAAAAAUGGAAAAAGAUUAAUUAAAAUAAAUAUUGAUUUAAUUGUAAUAAUUUUUUUUUUUAUUGUUCUUUAUACCUCAAAUAGUAUAGUAAAUACAAAAAAUUUUCAAAACUAUAUAUAUAACAACAUAAACGAAUCGAAGACAUAUUCUGAAUCAUUUUAUAAAUCUUUAAGUGAUGAGAUAAAAAAAAUAAAUAAUGAUUUUUCUUAUGCAACGAGAGAGAAGGAUUAUACACUGUUCAAAAAUAUACACAGUAAAUUUGAACUGUCCUCAUGGGUAAAAAAUACAUUCACUGAAAAAGUGUCUUAUCCAAAUUUUCUGAACAGCAAUAUUUUAUUUGGAAAUUGCUGGAGAAUAACUAUGAGAUUAUAUAAAAAAAAUGGGGAGGAUAUAUUAAGGAAUAUAUAUAAAUAUAAAAAAAUAUAUGAAAUAUAUCCAGACAGUAUAUUUUCAAAUGAUAUAGAAGACGCAAGAAAUGUUAAUUCUCUUUAUUUUGAUAAAAAAUGGAAUUAUUUAUUUUCAUAUGAGAAAUCAUAUAAAAAAAUAGGAGGAUUAUAUCAAAUAAUAUGUGAAAAGGAUUAUGAUAAAAUUCAAGAACAACUUUCUCAAGGUACUAAUAUAUACUCAGCUGAUUUUCCUUACUUUAUACCAGCUAUUAUAUUAACAAAUUAUAAUGUAUCUUCUGUGGCAUUAGACUUUUUAUUAUUUAAUCCUGUAUUAAAUAUGAUCUCAUAUAAUGUUUUAAAAUUUGCCUUUUUGCCUAAUGCGAAAACGUAUAAGGAAAUAGUAACAAUGGCUGCAUCAUAUAAUCAGUUCAGUAUUUAUUUUAUCCUUUCCUUAGCUAUAUUUCUUCUUAUUUUUUUUAUAUAUGUUUUAACAAAUAUCCGAAAACUUGCAAUGGUGGGUUUUAAGCUGUACGUGAAAUCUUACUAUAUCCAGUUUUUCCUCAUCGUUUGUUUCCUUUCAAAUUUGACAUUCUUACUCAUUUAUUGUUUGUGCCAUUCAAUGCUUCCUAAGCUGGCCAGUUACGAAGAGGGAAAACACAAAAUGCAUGCAUUACAUUCUCUAGGGGACGUAAAAGCAGUUGCAGAUUUAUUACAAGAAGUGAAUUUUACUAUUUCCAUUAUCGAAUUAAUAAAAAAUAUUUUGAUUAGUAUAACAAUAGUAACGUUUACAUUGUCGUGUUUCGUCUUCUUAAAGCGUUUUGGACUGUUAAUAAAAAAAUAUAGCAACGUUGAGAAAAAUAUCAAAAAAGAUUUUUUAUAUCCUUUUUUCAUCAUUAUAGCUAUAAUAUUAGGAUGCUUAGCUAUAUUUUCUCUUUUUAGCUAUAAACUUUUUCAUAUUUCAGAAAAUGUGAACUCUAGUAUGCUUUAUGUUUUUAUUUUUAAUGUAUGUAUUAUAUUUGCAAAUUUCCAAGGAUUUAAUAUUUCGUCCAUUGUUAGUGAAGAAACAACAUUAUCCUAUUUUUAUUCGAUUCCUGCUCUUUUUUUUAUUGUCACUGUAAGCUUUUCUUUUAUAUUUUUUCUGGCUAUUAAAUCGUUCAUUAAAAGAAAUCAAAAAAUUUAUGAUGCAUUUAUAUAUCAAUACGGCACUAAAUUAUUAAGACAUAAUAAUAAAUACAAAAAAAAUAAAGGAAAUAAAAUUGAAAGCGGACAGGAUGAUGAUACCAUAUAUGACGAAGGUAAAGUUCGGAAAGGAAAAUCAUUCGUAAGAGAAUGUUCCACAGAAGAAAAAAAAAAAAAAACAAGUAGACUCAAUUCAACGGAAUUAAUUGUACAUUCGCAUGAACAGAUAGACGAACAAUAUGAAAAAGACAGAAGUGAUAAUACGCAAAAAUACACUGGAGAAAUGGUAAGCAAUGGUAGUGGUAGCAGAAGUAGCAGAAGUAGCGGCAGUAACAGCAGUAUAAGUGGUGGUGUGCACUCGUUAUAUAACUCAGAUGAUUUGAACAUUUCGAACGAGUCAAAUGUUUAUGAAGUAGAUCCGGACGAGUUAGACAACAAGGAUUUAUGUUACAAUGAUAUUUUAGAUAUAUGUGAAAAGUCAAAUGGAAAUGAAGAUAUAAGGAAUGUGGAAAAGGAAAAAAAUAAUAAUGAAAAAAAAGAAAAAAAAAAGGCCUUAUUUCGCAUAGAAAAAAUUUUCAAUAAAUUUUUAAACUUGAAUGACUUUUUACCUCUUUCCUUUAAAAAAAAAAAACUUAUUUUAAGAAUAUAUAAUAACCAUAAAAAAAAAAGUGUGGGAAUAAUAUUUUCUAUAUUUGUAUACACAACUUUAUUGAUCUUUAUUAUGUUAUUCCUUAUUAAUGAUUAUAAAAAAAUAAGAGAAAGCGAUAAUUUAUUGAAAUAUCAAUUGGAAAAUAUAGAUUCCUCACCUAGAAGUAGUAUAUAUACGAAAAUGAUAUUUCAUCAUUUAAGAAAAAAUAUAAAUGUUAAUAUUAAAAAAGGAAAUUUUAAUUUUAAUGAAAUAAAGAAUAAAAGUGAUGUUAUUAAAUGGUUAAAUAAUUCUUUUAUUUCGUUUUUGCAAAAUAGUCCAACUGCUGUUGGAAAUGACGUUCAUAAUUAUGAAACGUUUAAGUGGAUGGACAUAUUUAGUAUUCGGGGUGAAGAAAUAAAAGUUAAUAUUACAUUUAGAGAGAAAAUCAAUUCUUCAAAUAAUGCUCUUAUAUGUGAUAGAGCGAGGAAAAAUUGUUAUAUAAAUAUAAAGAACGAAAGAUUAAUAUUACAAAGCAAAUUAGACGAUAUAGCGUUACUAAUUAAUAAUUCAGUUGAAAGAAUUGAAAUUUCUUUUAUUUUAUUCGAUAAGAAUGAUCUUCAUAGUGUCUUAGUUACCAUACAUUUUGUUUUUACGUCAAGUGGAUAUAUAUCGAAAAAUAUAUAUUUUGGUCAUUUAUUUUUUAAGUCUUUUAAUAUUUCUUAUUUUAAAGGUGUAGUAAUUAAUCUACUAUUUAUCACCAUACUGUUCUCUUUAUUUAUAGUCAUAUAUAUAUAUCUUAUUACAAAUUUUAGGGAUUUUUAUAAUAUAUUUCUUUCAGUUUUAAGUAAGAAUUUUGUCCAUUUACCAAUGAACAAAUGGCAAAGUAACAAGUUAAACAGUAACAUGGGUGAACUGCAAAAUUUGGAGAACGUAAAUAAUAUUAACUCUCACAAUUAUGUUAAUAACUACGUGUCUACAAGUAACUACUUAGCUGCAAAUAACUUCGAUAGCACAAAUUACGGUUUUUACGGAAAUUAUGGUAAUAUUCAUAUGAACAACAAAACGGAAAAGUCUUCUCGUAUUAGCUUAUUGUUUAAAAUGAAAAUUUAUCUGACGUAUAUUUGCGAAUACGACAUUUUAAACUUACUCAUUUUUGCUGCACAUUUUAUUAUUGUUGUGUUGUGGUUUGUUGUUUCUAUAUAUAUCAACAUGAUUGAAUUUUAUUCAAAUGAUUUUGGCAGCUAUUUUAAUGUAUACAUAAAUUUAUUUUACCUUUUUUCACAUUUUACAAAUAUUUUUUAUUUGUUCACCUUUUUAAUCACAAUCAACAUGUUUAUUUUUUUGUCUAAAUACAUUAAAAGGGAGAAGCUAUAUGAAGCAUUGUGUUUUAAUAAAAAGCAAAUAAGGAAAUGCUUCUUCAUGUUAUUAUUUAUUUACCUUAAUUUUUUUAUGUUUCAUUAUUUUUUUUAUGGUAUUGAUGGCUUUAACGAUUUGACCAUAUGUCAACAGCUUAUGUAUUCUGUUGUACUUUUAUUAGGUUUAGUUAAUAUGGAAAUAUAUCUAAAAUGCAAUACAUUUUAUUUUUUAUUUCUUGUAUUACCUCAAUUAGUUUUAAUACGUUUUCUUUUUAUAUAUUCUUUUUUCGCCCCCAUUUUAGCUAGCUACCUAAUUUUAAUAAAAAAAAAAAAAAAAAAAAAAAAAAAAAAAAAAAAAAUAGCUAGUAAAAAAAAAGAGGAUUUUUCCUCUUUUACAUUAACGCAUUUAAGCAAUGAGCAGUGGAAGUACUUAAAUGAAGAAAUAAAACAGUUUGCUCAUAAGGAAACUCAUAAUAUAUUGCAGUAUUUUGAAAUAUUUAGAGAUCAGCUAAGAAAUAAGGAAGAUAUAACGCAAAUAUUGAAAAAGGAAAGUGAUAAUUUAAAAGAGAAUGUGCACCUUUUACGGACGGAUUUAAGGAAAAUACAGUUACAAUGGAAAUUUCGAAGUAAGUUGCUAAGUUCAUCAGAGGCUUACAUACAAAAAAUAAAUAGUCAAAUAUGUAUGAACGAAGAAAUAGUUACUGCAAAUAAAAACAGAAUUUCAUCUUUUAAGCAGUACCUACAACAGGUUAAAUCGGACCUUUAA